UUCAAGGGUUUAGGUUGAACAUGCCCAGAAAUCGUAACCAUCCAAGAAGAUAUAGAGAAUUUGUCUCAAGCAUUUGAUCAAACAGCUAUCGGGCUUCCCUCAUUCGACAACAACGAUUAACCAGUAGCAACUGAAGUCCAAGUUCUCACAUUCUUGCCUGCAAACGAGUCAAAGAGCGCUUGAGCCUCGUCUAAUCGGCCAUUUUGGGAGUACCCACAAAUCAUAGAGUUUCAAUCCAAGCUGCAGUCUCUCUAUCAUAUCAUCAAACAGGUUUCGAUCUUCUUCAUCGACUCGGCCGAGCCUUCCAAGCUCUUCAAUCCUCCUCGUGUUGCAUGCAAAAGGUUAGAUUGUGGAGUCUCUUCUCUUCAAUUGGUUGAGCAGGAGAGAGAGCAGCGAGAGAAACAAAAGUUAUCGCCGCAAUUAGGAACUCUUUGGAUUGUGGAGUCUCUUCCCUCUCUCUUCUCUCUCUCUCUCUCUCCUAUUUUUGUCCAUUGAAUUCGUCUUUAAAUUACAUAUACAUUCAGUCUCACAACUAUUUCCCCAAUUUUCCUGGGAAACAAACACAUCCCAGAUUGAAUUUUUCUGAAACCCUAAUAAAAUUUUUGAUAUGGAGAGUUGUCGCCCCUGUAAGAGUUGUGGAAAGAGGACUAUCGUCUCCGACGACGCAACGUGCAGCUUGGUCUGCGCGUCGUGCGGAAUCAUCCAAGAAUUUGAUGAUUUACAACACCAUUUUGGAGGCCUCAGCGGCCCCACCGGGACGUUUGUCCGCACCGGCACUGCCGGUACCGGCAAUGUCUAUCAUUACAAGGAAACAAAACUAUACAGAGCUAAAGAGACCCUUGAACGCAUUACUUCAUUGUUGGAUUUUUGGCCUUCCAAGACGAAUGAGGUUAGGGUUAUGGUGGAGACUAUUACUGAGGGAGAGUAUGGUCAGGGUGAUUGGUUACCUGUACUUAUUGGUGCUUGUGCUUAUGUUGUUAUGCGAAACGAUAAUAAACCUUUGCCGCUUUCUGAGGUGGCCGAUAAGGUCAGUUGUGAUAUUUUUGAGCUUGGUCGGAUGGUUAAUCGGGUUGUUGAUUUUCUUGAAUUGAAAUUGCCGGAGUUUAAUAUAGUGAAUUCAUUUCAAUGGGUGGUCAAGACUUGUUUUGAUGAAAAUUUAAUGGAUAAGGAAAAGAUUGAGAGAAUUUUAAAACAAGGGAUUUUUUUAAUGCAGUGUUUGGUGAAGUGGUAUUUGACGACGGGGCGGAGACCGAUUCCGGUUGUUGUGGCUGUAUUGGUAUUUGUUGCACAAUUGAACGAGGUUGAUGUUCAACUUGAGGACAUAGCAAAGGAAUUUCAUGUGGCUGUUCGUACAUGCAAGUUGCGGUAUAAGGAGCUUUUAAAUAGGCUUGUGAAAGUUGCACAAGCAUUGCCUUGGGGCAAGGAUAUUAAUGUUAAGAACAUCAUAAAGAAUGCAGGGUACGUGAUUCAAUAUAUGGAGUUGAAGUCAAUGUCUAAGCACGGUGAGAAGAGGAAGAGUUUAGAGCAUGUUGGAUUUGAUUUGGAUGGUUUGGUUCGUGAUUGUCUGAGCAAAGAAGUUGAAUUUGGGAUGAAUAGUCAUGGCAUGGAAAAUGAUUCUCAGUAUUUUGAGGUAGAAGAUCCGAGUGGUUCCCCAAGAUGGAGUAUAGAUGAUUUGGAGAAGCUGAAGAUUUCAUACGAAUGCUUGUCACUAUUAUAUUCAGAGUUAUCAAAUGAAGUUUCUGAUGCCAAUUCAGUGGGACGGAGUGGGAGUGACAAUAGAAGGAAAAGAGGGAUGGGGUUUGACGUUUUAGAGUGUAGGGAGUGGUGGAAAGGAAAAUCAGAACUGAGCAAAAAGCUUUUCCUCAAGCAAAUACUGGAGAAAGAUGUAGGACUGAAUGCUUUGCCUCCAUCUUUCGUCUCAGGAUGCUUGGCAUAUCAAAGGAGGAGAGAAAAGAUAAAGGCUGCUAAGGUGCGUAUCGAUAAGAUUAUGUGUCCGCCAAAUGCCAAUUCAAGUGACAGGGAUGAUGACCUUUGCAUUUUGAAAUGCGUAAUUGGUGGGAAUAAACGAAGGAGAAAGAAAAUUGCCAUUGAUGUUGAUUGGGAAGAUUUUAUUAUUGAGACCCUUCUCCUUCAUCGGGUGGAGGAGGAGGAAAUAGAGAAGGGGCACUACAAUACCUUACUGGGCUUGCAUGUCUUUAACUCUGGAAGUAUGUAGUUAGCUUCAUCAUGGUUGGAAUUGUGGCUUGAAUCUACUCAACUACAUAGGUCACCGCCCUAUUAGAGAGAAGUUUUUGUAUUUUGUACUCCUCCAGCAGGAGGGAAUCUAUUUUUGUUACUUAUUUCUGCAAAAUUAAUACAGGGUAUCAAAUUUUUUGUUAUAGAAUUUUGGUUUCCACAUAUUUAUGUGACAUAUGAGCUUGUUCCUUGAAUUUAUCCAGUUUCACAAUGUGAAGAGCUUGAAAACUCCCUGCUUUUUCUUUGUCAUCAAGGAGUGUGCGGCAUGGAUCCAUUGAGAUCGAUUCAAAUUGGACAUGUAUGGGGUUCGCUGCUGAUAUUCUUUUUGCUUGAAGUGUUAUAUAUUCUGUAUAGAUCUCUCUUGUUUGUAGUACUCUGUUUUUAGUUAUCUUUUCUUUCUCUCCUCGUAUUCAUUUAUUUGCCCCUUUUUUAUUUUUAAUAUCGAAUGCUAAGUGAUAAUUUGGGAAAUAUUUUCAGCAGUAAUUGAUUCAAGUGAUUACUUUGGCCCAAAGAAACAUUGCUAGUGAAAAAGGGCUUGUUUGCUUGCGGGGGUGCUUGGAGAUAAUGGGGCUAAGUGGAUUGUGCUUUGUGUCAUCAGAUGAGACUCUGCAACCACUGAAAAAAGGAGACAAGAGGUGCACCUGGCGGCAACAAAUGCCUCCAACAAAAUCAAUCUGCACAAAAUUUGGUUGGAGUAAACGGAAGAAAUAUAAUUGGAACAAGGUUAGGAAAUUGUGCAACCAUGCCUUGCUGUGGUCGUGUUUUCUGUUGUUUAUUCUCCCUGCAUCAGAAAGUGGGCGCCAAUAUUGAAAACCAACUGCUGAGAAUGGGUGCUGAUAUAAAACAAAUCUGUUGGAAUUUGUGCACGAUGUGAUGCCUUCAUUUUCAACAGAUUUCAUGGAAGGGGUAGCUCCUGAAUUAUCUCCUCAACAAAAUAAAAUUGUUAAUCUCACAACUCAUGAAAGCUCAAUGAUUGGUGUUGACAUUGACCCUAAGAAGGGACUUUGCAACAAAAACUCUUUGGCCCAUCAAUAUUGUAUGGAACCCAUGAAAGAGAAACAUAAUGAUUAAUUGUCGAAGAAAAAGGAUGAUAUUGGUAUGAGUGAAAAGUGAAAUGUGAGUGUUGUGAAAAAUGACACAGUGAAGAAACCGUUCCCAACCGAGAUUCCAGUAGUAGUUGAUACUGCAGAGAAAGAUUCAAGCUUGGCAUCAUCAUUUUGCGGAGUCAACAAACCUGAUGAUGAAAGAUGGGAUGGUCAAGAGGAUUUGUUAACACCAGUAUCACUAGAUGGAUAUCACUCUUGUAUGAAGGAAGAUGAAACUACUAACCAUGUAAAUGCCACAGCUGACAAGUCAAAUGUCCAGCCAUCAGCUAAUUCAGUUAUUUUAGGAUCCUGCAAUUGUAGAGUUUCUGAUACUGUACUUACUUCAGGUGAUGCUUUCUCAGCAAUAUCAAAUGAUUCUGUUGGCUUGGGAUUGAGCUAUCCAAUAAAGUUUCUGAAACAGAAGAUUAUGUGUUUCCAUAGCAGAUUCUGGAAACGGAAACAUUUUGACCAUUUCAACGGAAACAAAAUGAGAGUUUGCUCCUUGCUCCUAAAUUGGUUCUUAUGUUGAAGUUUUUUCCUGCAAUCAGGAGGUUGUAGUUCGAGAGGCCCAACAUUCAUACAUGGUAGUGACUGGAACCCAAGUGGUGGCAUUUUACAUAUUGCGCCUAAUGAGUUAAGUCAAGUGGUUGAAGGGUAUACACCCUUGGCUUCUUGUCUGGGUGUUUUAGCCCGAGAUGGGAACCUUACGCCCCUUACCUAUAGAACUUGGAGCUAUGUAUUGAAGGAAAAUAAAGAGAGAAUUUGGAGAGAAGUAAAGGUUAAUACAAAUGCUCGUGAGUCGAUGAAGAAAAUUAUUUUGGCAUCUGUUGGAAAAAAAUGGAUAGAGUGGAAGUGUAGAGUUAAAAAAAUAGGGUAUAAGCCAUUCAACAAUGAUACUGAUAGGUUAACUUAUCGACCGGAAGGUGUACACGACAUCAGUGGUGGAACUUGGUCUAUUAUUGGGGCACUCGGAAGGCACAGCUUUUGAUCUGUUCUAGUGGAGGAUCCUGCAACCAGUUUGCUCUGUUUCUUGCUCAGUUACUGCUGGAGUGCUUUGGAUGCUGCUGUUGCUAGUUUAAUUAGUGGCUGCUUCUAGUUUUGGAUUUAUUGGACGUAAUGCAAUGGAAUAUUGGUUUUAAGUGGAUAAUUAAUAGACAAUCACUUUGACUCUUUGCGUUGCUGAUUAAUCCAUACUUUGCAGCAUAAACAUCCACAUAUGUUAGUGCAGCUUGUGGUCGCUCUGUUCUUAGUUGGAUCACUCUGUUCUUGAGCUGUUUAUUGAACUUUAUUGCAAUCUCAUUCUAACUUUUGGCACAA
Messenger RNA from Camellia sinensis, 4637 nucleotides. The record is from RefSeq and is a predicted model, not a curated record. Lineage: Eukaryota; Viridiplantae; Streptophyta; Magnoliopsida; Ericales; Theaceae.